This is a messenger RNA of Echinococcus granulosus, 1254 nucleotides long. Its product is annotated as DNA cross-link repair 1A protein. The transcript has 7 exons. The coding region runs from base 1 to 1254 and encodes 417 amino acids. The record is from RefSeq and is a predicted model, not a curated record. Gene Ontology annotation, molecular function: 5'-3' DNA exonuclease activity; damaged DNA binding. NCBI's taxonomy places the organism in Eukaryota, Metazoa, Platyhelminthes, Cestoda, Cyclophyllidea, Taeniidae. Gene Ontology annotation, biological process: double-strand break repair via nonhomologous end joining; interstrand cross-link repair; protection from non-homologous end joining at telomere.
AUGAAUCAACAGGAACGGUCAUCAAGUUCUAACGCAUUACCGGAAUCUGGCAAAUGCGUUUUGCCGCCGGGACCACCAUGUGGCGACGUUAGUAAACAUCUUCCUGAAAAUGAAUGCAGAAAAUGUCCCAAGUACAAGUGGUUAAAAGGUGCGCCAUUCACUGUCGACGCAUUUAAGUACGGUGCUGUAAGUGGGUGCAUUGGUUACUUUCUCACUCACUUCCACUAUGAUCACUAUGGUGGCAUGUCCACGAAAUUUGAGGGGACCGUUUUUUGCAGUGAAGUGACGGCAAGGCUUGUUAGAGUGAAGUUCGGUCAAUCGAUUUCUCUCGUUCCUCUUCCUACGAAUAUUUUUACGCGUGUUUACGAUUGCGAUAUUUUACUAAUCGAUGCCAACCAUUGCCCGGGCUCUGUUAUGAUACUCUGUCGACCCCCCAAUGGCGAAGUUAGUCUUCACACCGGCGACUUCAGGGCCCAUGCUAAUAUGCUGCAGGCACCAAGUGCUCUAGCAGAUUUCGUUCAAAAUGGACUGUCAAAUCCGAGGAUUGAUACAAUCUUCCUGGACACUACGUUCUGUGCCCCUCAAUAUGCGUUUCCACAGCAGGACCUAGUGAUUGCGGCGGCAGUAGAAAUUUCUCGUGAAGCGCUCCUUAGGUACCCCAAUGCACUUGUGCUAUGUGGCAUGUACACCAUUGGAAAGGAACGGUUCGUCGUCAGCCUGGCUGAGCAGUUGGAAGCGCGAGUGUGGCUUCCUGCCAAGCAGCGCGGCCUCGUGACGGCGGCGGCGGAGGGCGGGUGCGAGGUGUGUCGCCGCCUCCUCUCGCGCACCGUUACCACCUCUUCUGAGGCACGUGUCCACGUUGUCGAUAUGGGUCGGCUCAAUCCUCGUGCCGUCCUGGCCAGCUUUAUGCCCACUGGCAAACCUAUUAUCGCCUGGAAACCUUCGGGGUGGAUGUACAAUCCGCGUAAAAGGGUUACAGAUCCGACGCUCCGACGUCUACCUUGCACCCCUGAGACUUUUUUACGCCUGAGGAAUUGCAUUUCUGUCGAAAUGAUCGCAAAAACUGUUUACGUUUUCGGAGCUUCUUAUAGUGAACACAGUAGUUUCCUUGAGCUGAAGGAAUUCAUAACCAAGUUGAAACCUAUGAAAGUUCAACCCACUGUUUUUGGUGGAGCAGCCAAGGACGCACGCAAGCAUAUCGACGGAUGGCUGCGAUCUGAUGAGGCAGCCGACACUUCCUCCAACAAGGCCUGA